CACAUAAUGUUCCAAAUCAUGGCAUCUUUGGCUGCAGUUGUGAUCCUUAGCAUGUUUGUGUGGCUGUAUAACUCGGUAGUGGCCACGCCGCGGAGGCUGCGACGGCUUCUAAGGGAGCAAGGCAUCGGAGGGCCGCCGCCGGCUAAUUUCUUGCUGGGAAAUGUCUUGGAAAUCAAGAAGCUGACGCGGGCGCCGAAAACGACGGCGGAAGAUCCUCACAACUUUGCGGCUCAGCUGCAGACUAUUUUCCAUAAAUGGAGGCGGCAAUUCGGUGAUAUGUAUACGUUUACACUUGGUACUACACCGGUAUUAGUGGUCUUCGACUAUGAUGUGAUAAAAGAGUUAACUUCUUCCAAAUCGAUCGAUUUGGGGAGACCUUUAUAUCUGUCAAAAGAUUUGGGAUCAUUGCUCGGAAAAGGCGUUUCUGCAGCGAAUGGAAAACUAUGGGAAUAUGAGAGGAAGCUUAUGGCUCCCGGUGUAAACAUGAACAAAAUCCAGGGAAUGAAAAACUCUAUUCAACAAUCAGCAAUUAAGUUGAUAGAUUCAUGGAAAAUAUUGAUUGAUGAAGAAGGUGGUAAAGUAGAUAUCAAAGCUGAUACUCAUCUCCUUAAAUUCUCCGGCGAUGCGAUUUUAAGAGUUUGUUUUGGAAGUAAUUAUGUCGAAGGAGAACAAAUUUUGGAAAAGUUUCAAGAUAUUGUACAAGUUUCAGCUAACAAAGGUUUCUUUUUUGCCAUUCCAGGAAUGAGAUAUGUCCCGACGAAGCAGAACAGGAGAGAGUGGAAGCUCCGGAAAGAUAUCAAACAUUUGAUAUCCAAAAUACUAAUAAAAAAACAUGAAGCUCACAAUGAGGAAAAUAUGCUGAAAUUUAUACUUGAAGGAGCUAAAAAUAGCAAUCUGAGGCCGAAUGAAAUUGAGGAUUUUAUUAUUGAUAAUUGCAAAAGCAUAUUAUCAGCUGGAUACGAGACCCUUUCAGUUGCAGCUUCUUGGCUUCUGAUGCUCUUAGCUUCGAAUAGAGAAUGGCAAGAUCGAGUGAGAGAAGAGGUUCUCGGAGUUUGCAAAGGACAAGUUCCGGAUUUCGAUUCGAUCCGACACUUGAAACAACUGACGAUGGUGAUCUAUGAAUCGUUAAGGCUCUAUACUGGGGCGCAUAUAGGGUCAAGAUACGCAAUAAACGACCUUGAGUUCGCCAAUAUUCGUAUUCCGAAGGGUGUUAUUAUAUGGACAAUGACAACGACUUUGCAUACAGACCCAAACAUCUGGGGUCCAGAUUCUUACAAAUUUAAACCUGAGAGAUUCGCUAAUGGCAUUAGUGGUGCGUGCAAACUCCCACAUCUGUUCACGCCGUUUGGCUACGGUACAAGAAUAUGCUUUUCGCAUCUUGAAAAUCAAAAUAUAAUCUUUUAUGGGACGGGGGAGUAAUAUAAUCUUUUCGCAUCUUGAAAAUCAAAAUAUAAUAAAUAACCUCAUUGAUAUCGAGAUCAAGUUUAGAUAUAUAAUACAUGCACCUACCGCUGGCCCUAGUUUUUUAUAUGUAUAUAUAUGUAACACUUCAACUAUAAGUAUGACAUUUUGAAAUACUUCAUCCGUUCCAUAAGAAUAUAUACUAUUUCCUUUUUAA
This is a messenger RNA of Salvia splendens (bonfire salvia), 1618 nucleotides long. RefSeq names its product cytochrome P450 714C2. Gene Ontology annotation, molecular function: iron ion binding; heme binding; oxidoreductase activity, acting on paired donors, with incorporation or reduction of molecular oxygen. Bases 7 to 1419 code for a protein of 470 amino acids. The transcript is spliced from 5 exons. The record is from RefSeq and is a predicted model, not a curated record. Lineage: Eukaryota; Viridiplantae; Streptophyta; Magnoliopsida; Lamiales; Lamiaceae.